UACCUUACGUAUGUCACGAGUAAAAGCAACUAAUUCCAGAUCGUCAAACCUUUUAGUGCCAACACAACUGUGCCCAUUUCUCCCACAUGGCCAUGGCGGUGGAUUCCAUGGUCUUCUUUGUUGCCGUGGCUCUGUUCUUCAAUUUGGCAGCUUCACAGUCAACUGCAAAAUACACAAACCACACAGUUGGUGGUCCAGCUGGUUGGUUCUACAACAUCAACACUAAAAAGACUUCCGCUGAUUACUCUGCUUGGGCUGCUAAACAGACUUUUAAUCUUGGUGAUUAUUUGAUAUUUAGUACAAACACCAAUCAGACAGUUAUUCAAACAUACAAUGAGACGACAUAUAGGAAUUGCAGCAUGGAUGAUGCUUCAGAUGAUGAUACAUUUCAGUAUCAAGGAGGCAGCAAUGAGUUUGGGGAAGCAAUGACAGUCGCUGUUCCAUUGACCAUCGAGGGACCACAAUACUACUUCUCCGAUGCUGAUGAUGGCACCCAAUGCCUGAAUGGGAUGGCAUUUGAGAUCAAAGUGGGACAUGGUAUAGGACUUCCUCCGAGCCUCAACCAACCACCUCCUCCAUCCUAUGUGGAACCGCCAUCCACGGUCGAGGCGGAGUCACCGCCUAUUACCGUGGUAACCAGCCGCCCUAACGGUGGUGGUGUGAGGAGCAGUGCUGGUUCCUUCUUGGUGGUUUCUAUACUUGUAAUGUUGGUGUUGCAUUUACUCUGAGAUAGCAGGACUAUACUUACUAGUUCUCUUGAGGAUCUGGAUAGCUCCUUGGCAGAUUGAGUUGUUGGAGCUAUCUUAUUGUUUAGAAAUGAGAGAAAGAAAAGGAGUUAAUUCAAAUUAUUACAGGGUUUUUUAUUCAACAUAUAAGCAUAUUUUUUAUUCAACUAUCCUUGUUUUAGUGACUCUUGCCCUGUAUUUACCACAGGGCUACAUUGAGCAAUCUACUUUCACCAAGAAAAUUCUUAUAAAACUUCCUGAUGAUUUUGCGA
Molecule: messenger RNA, 997 nt
Organism: Nicotiana attenuata
Lineage: Eukaryota; Viridiplantae; Streptophyta; Magnoliopsida; Solanales; Solanaceae
Product: cucumber peeling cupredoxin-like
Exons: 2
Coding region: 87-728 (213 amino acids)
Cellular component (GO): plasma membrane
Molecular function (GO): electron transfer activity
Source: RefSeq, a predicted model, not a curated record